Messenger RNA from Komagataella phaffii GS115, 912 nucleotides. Its product is annotated as Protein involved in bud-site selection. Gene Ontology annotation, biological process: pyridoxal 5'-phosphate salvage. The transcript has a single exon. The record is from RefSeq and is a predicted model, not a curated record. Gene Ontology annotation, cellular component: cytosol. Lineage: Eukaryota; Fungi; Ascomycota; Pichiomycetes; Pichiales; Pichiaceae. Bases 1 to 912 code for a protein of 303 amino acids. Gene Ontology annotation, molecular function: pyridoxal kinase activity.
AUGGACUUUGAAACUGAGACCGCCACGUCUAGAACGUUGGACUGUUUGUCAUGUUCCAGCCAGGUAGUCCAUGGACAUGUGGGGAACAGUGCCAUCCAAUUCCCCUUGCAAUUGAAUGGUUGGAAUGUUGACACUAUAAAUACCACUCAAUUUUCUAACCAUCCCGGUUAUGGGCGAUUCAAAGGUCAGAAGACAUCUGCAAGUGAGGUGGAGGCGAUUUUCUUAGGACUGAUGAACAUUGGUUGUCACUACGAUACCCUCUUGUUGGGCUAUGUUGCUGAUGCUGGUACAUUACGCACUAUAGGAAACCUAUUUGCGGAAUAUUCGACUAACCAUGGGGCCAGAUUUGUCUUGGAUCCAGUUUUGGGUGAUAACGGUAAACUCUACGUUAGCGAGGACCUGAUUCCCGUCUAUAAAGAGAUCAUUAGAUCUGGGAAAGUGGAUAUGGUGACUCCGAACCAGUUCGAGUUAGAGCUGUUACUAGGGUCCAAAAUUAAUUCAUUGAAAGAAUUACGCAACGCAAUGUUUCAGUUUCAGGAGGAAUUUCGGGUCAAGAACGUUGUCGUCACCUCAGUUUCCUUUCCGACGGGUCCAAAUCAUGAUGACUCUAAUAUAUACCUCGCUGGCCUUUGCGAAGAUCAAUGGUUUUAUGAAAAAGUUCCCGAGAUUGAUGCCAUAUUUUCUGGUUCUGGAGAUCUUUUUCUCUCAUUGUUGAAUCACCUGUACUACCACUUCCCCUUGCAAGAAGCAUUAAUCAAAACAGCUUCCAGCGUUAGCAAAGUUUUACAAUUGUCGUAUGAAAUGGAAUUGGAUAAUCCUUGCAAAAUUUUCAAAUUGGAUAAAUUAUACGUUCCGCAUCUACGAAUGGUUGAAGCAAGGGAUAUAUUAGUAUUGUCCGUUCCCAAUAAAUAA